AGCAGUGUGCGUUCGCUUGCAGUCGGCAGUGGUGGUGUGAUGGCGUCUUGAUCGAGUCACCUUUCACGGUACGAAAGUGCUUUUGCGACUUUUCCCGCAUGCGGUAUGUUCGCGAAAGACAUGAUCUCGUGACUGAACAGGAUUGUGCGUGAGGAGGGUGGCAAGGAGCAGUCAAGCAUUAUGAUUACCUUGUCGAAAAAGCUGAAGCAGAGCUCGCAGAACAACAACACAGAAGCUGUUCAAAGCUUGGUGCCCGAGAGCGCCGGAGCUGUGCGCCGGGCUUCGGUUCGAGACAAGUUGCUCGUGCGAGAAGUACAAGAGAUGGAGGCCAACGUUCCGAAUACGUGCGCGCUCAAGUUUGAUGACCCAGACGUUCUGCAUCGCUUCGAGCUCAUCAUCACGCCGGAAGAGGGCUAUUGGCAGGGUGGCCGCUUCGUGUUUCUAGUCGAAGUUCCCGAAGACUACAACAUGGUGCCUCCAAAGGUGAAAUGCAUGACUCGCCUCUGGCACCCGAAUAUUAACGAGGAAGGAAACGUGUGCCUGAGCCUUCUGCGCGAAAGCUCCAUCGACGGCAUGGGCUGGGCGCCGACGCGGACGCUCAAGGAAAUCGUCUGGGGUCUCAACGCGCUUUUCACGGACUUGCUCAACUUCGAUGACCCUCUGGACAACGAGGCCGCUGAGCAUUACCAAAGAGACAAAGAGGGCUUUAAAGCCAAAGUGCGCGAAUACGUGCUUAACUACGCGAAGCGGUAAAGCGCGCGUAGCAGGAGCCCGGCGCCGCUGCCGUCAGCGGCGCCGGACUUCGUCGCGGCCUGAUUUAUGUUGCCAUUAUCUGGUGACCUUGUGCUGUGUGUAUGGAUCCUUUGCAUCUAUCAGUUUCGUGUGCUUCUCUACAGAGUACAAACGAAGUCUACACUAGCGCGACCUCGUGAAUAAAGCUAUCUUUGAAUUGUCUGCAAA
Rhipicephalus sanguineus (brown dog tick) is the source of this 960-nucleotide messenger RNA. Its product is annotated as NEDD8-conjugating enzyme UBE2F. NCBI's taxonomy places the organism in Eukaryota, Metazoa, Arthropoda, Arachnida, Ixodida, Ixodidae. The record is from RefSeq and is a predicted model, not a curated record. The coding region runs from base 181 to 753 and encodes 190 amino acids. The transcript has a single exon.